CAAGAAUUCAAAAUGUUUUCCAGAAUGAUGGCAGCUUUUUGGAAAUGUUUAAGAAGAUGCAAGAAGCCAAUAAACCACCAGAUGUUAAGGAAACUGAGGAGGCAGGGCAGAGUGCUGAGAGCAGUGUACCUGCUACAGCAAGUUCUCCAGAGACGACGACACCAUCUGUUGGUUUGAAAAGACCAACUGCGUCCCUUGUUGGAAAACGCCGUGGUGGUAGAGUGCUCCCUACAGGAAUGGUGAAAAAAGUAAGGAAGGUGGAGGAAGUGGAAGAAGAACCACCAAAAGAUGCAUGGUCCCUUUAUAUGGCUGAGGUGCGCAAAUAUAAGGAAGCCUCGUGUGAAGAAGAGGGAAAAACAAGGCCACUUGUUAAAUAAAAUGAAGGACUUUUAAUAAUUUUGUUUAAUAGGUGCGAAAAGAGAUCAUCAUAAUUUGAAAGAAUACUUUUUUCUGGAGAAUAGGUACAGUCUCUUCUCGCAGUAACAACUCUGAAGAUUAAAAUUUCUGCAUUUAUUUAUGUUGUGAUGUGUACUUUUGUCAAGUAUUUAGUUAUAGGAUUAUUUCUGGGUGAGACUGAAUGAGGUAGACACUGACAGUGUGUUUAGUGCUGUGGCGAUGUGGGGGAAUGCCUCAAGUGACCAAAAAGACUCUGCCACUGGCUGCUUGUAAAUAAGAAAUAUUUUUGAAUCUACAGCAUAGUAGUGAUGCCUUCUUAGGGAACUUCUCUACAAUGCGAAGCAAUUUAUAGCUGUAAACAAAUUAGUUUAGUGGACACAGCAAUGAACUGUCAUCAAAGAAAAAAGUACUGUUAUAUGAGAGGAUGCUUUAUUGUUGAUGUUGAAACUUUCUGGUGUUGUGUUUUGGCUGUUAUUUCCAGGGUCCUGAAAAUGAUUUUGAUGAUAUCGAUUUUAUAUAGAAUGCCUGUCGCCAUAAUGCCUGUUACUGAAGCUGCGGCAAAGGGCAAAGAAGAAAAGCAUGAGCUACGAACAGCUCCAUUUGAUCCAAGAUUCCCAAAUCAAAAUCAAACAAAGUACUGUUACCAGAGCUAUCUCGACUUUCAUCGUUGCAGAGCUCUGAAGGGUGAGAACUAUGAGCCGUGUGAUUAUUUCAGGAGGGUAUUCAAAUCCAUUUGUCCUAAUGCGUGGAUUGAAAAAUGGGACACACAACUUGAAGAGGGCAGAUUUCCUGGAAAAAUUCUGUAAUGUGUGUGUGCAUAUGCCCUAAGGCAUGAAAUGACAGUUUUUCCUGUAGUGUUGUUGUAAUGGUUAAUAAUGCUUUUGUAAAUGGAUCAUGUAAAUACAUUGAUAAAAUAUGCUUGAGAAGAUGGUAAUGAGUGUUUAAAAUGUUCUUCAAAUUUCAUAAACUUUAGUGUAUAUAAUAAAUUGUCCCUGACAGUUGAAACUGGUAAUGAACAAUUAAAGCUGUUUGUUACUUUUCAUUCCUGUCAGAAAUAGUUUCCUGAA
Messenger RNA from Schistocerca gregaria, 1463 nucleotides. RefSeq names its product cytochrome c oxidase subunit 6B1 (gene COX6B). The transcript has 3 exons. Lineage: Eukaryota; Metazoa; Arthropoda; Insecta; Orthoptera; Acrididae. The record is from RefSeq and is a predicted model, not a curated record. Gene Ontology annotation, cellular component: respiratory chain complex IV; mitochondrion. The coding region runs from base 780 to 1202 and encodes 140 amino acids.